Messenger RNA from Mytilus trossulus (common blue mussel), 20811 nucleotides. RefSeq names its product mucin-3B-like. The record is from RefSeq and is a predicted model, not a curated record. NCBI's taxonomy places the organism in Eukaryota, Metazoa, Mollusca, Bivalvia, Mytilida, Mytilidae. The transcript has 2 exons. Bases 1 to 20811 code for a protein of 6936 amino acids.
AUGGCGGUCGCUACUCCAACAGAAGGUGUAGCUACAAGUAUAGAGGGAACGUCUACUACUGUAGUUUCAACAACGACUUCCGAUAAAAGCAUAACGUCUGAUCUACCAUCUACAACGACAGAACGAGGAACGAAUACUUUAAUUCAGACAACAACAGCUGAUGAUACUGAGACUGAACAACAAACUUCAACAACUGUAACUUCUACUUCAACUGCUGUACACUAUACCACUUUUGAAUCGUUCUCUACUACCUCUUCUAUAAUGAAAGCGAUCACAACCACAUCUGAUCAAUCAACUUCAAUUGAGGCUUCUUCUGUAACUGAAGAACAAACUUCCACUACUGAGGAGAUCUCUACAACUACAGAACUAACUAAAGACCAAACUUCAACAAUGAAAGCCACUACUUCAUUAGAAGGUGUGACUAAAAAUAUAGUCAUGACUACAACAGCAGAAGAAACCAGAAGUUCCGAACUAAAUAUAGCGGCGGCUGAAGAAACUACAAGCACCGAUCAAACUACCACUUCAGGAGCUCAUUUAACACCUUCUAACAAAACAGCAAAAGAAGCUCCAACUUCAACAAUAGAGGUCUCUACAACAACAGAAGCUGUUACUACAAGUGUAAAAGACACCACUAGUACUGACGCUUCGACAACAACUUCAGAUGCUAGCAUAACGUCUGAGCCUCCGAUUUCAACCGAAGAACAAACUACAACUUCUCGUGACCAAACAACGACAGCUGAAGAAACUAUAAGUGCAAAACACACAAGCACGUCUGAGACUCCUUCUACAACUGCUCAACAAUAUGCAACUGCUGAAUCUUUGUCUUCAACUGUUAGUGACACAACAAGUGAUAUUCAAACAACGACAACAAAAGCUUCUUCUACAACGGAGGCGGUCACAACUACAUUUGAUCAAACAACCCCGAUUGAAGCUACUUCUGUAACUGAAGAACAAACGUUCACUACUGAAGCUCUCUCUACAACAGCAGAACUAACAACAACUGAAGCCAAAACUUCAACAAGGAAGGCUAUUCCUUCAUCAGAAGGUGUUACUACAAAUGUAGUCAUAACUACAACAGCAGACGAAACAACAAGUUCCGAUCAAAGUACAGCGGCGGCUGAAGAAACUACAAGCGCCGAACAAACUACCACUGCAGGAGCUAUUACAACACCUUCUAGCAAAGCAGUAAAAGAAGCUCCAACUUCAACAAUAGAGUCCUCUUCAGCAACUGAUGCUGUUAGAACAAGUGUAGAAGAGACAACUACUUCUAGAGCUUCGACAACAACUUCAGAUGAAACCAUAACGUCUAAGCCUCCGACUUCAACCGAAGAACAAACUACAACUUAUCGUGACCAAACAACGACAGCUGAAGAAACUAUAAGUGCAAAACACACAAGCACGUCUGAGACUCCUUCUACAACUGCUCAACAAUAUGCAACUGCUGAUUCUUUGUCUUCAACUGUUAGUGACACAAGUGAUAUUCAAACAACGACAACAAAAGCCUUUACAACGGAGGCGGUCACAACUACAUUUGAUCAAACAACCCCGAUUGAAGCUACUUCUGUAACUGAAAAACAAACGUUCACUACUGAAGCUCUCUCUACAACAGCAGAACUAACAACAACUGAAGCCAAAACUUCAACAAGGAAGGCUAUUCCUUCAUCAGAAGGUGUUACUACAAAUGUAGUCAUAACUACAACAGCAGACGAAACAACAAGUUCCGAUCAAAGUACAGCGGCGGCUGAAGAAACUACAAGCGCCGAACAAACUACCACUGCAGGAGCUAUUACAACACCUUCUAGCAAAGCAGUAAAAGAAGCUCCAACUUCAACAAUAGAGGCCUCUUCAACAACUGAUACUGGUAGAACAAGUGUAGAAGAGACAACUACUUCUAGAGCUUCGACAACAACUUCAGAUGAAACCAUAACGUCUAAGCCUCCGACUUCAACCGAAGAACAAACUACAACUUCUCGUGACCAAACAACAACAGCUGAAGAAACUAUAAGUGCAAAACACACAAGCACGUCUGAGACUCCUUCUACAACUGCUCCACAAUAUGCAACUGCUGAAUCUUUGUCUUCAACUGUUAGUGACACAACAAGUGAUAUUCAAACAACGACAACAAAAGCUUCUUCUACAACGGAGGCGGUCACAACUACAUUUGAUCAAACAACCCCGAUUGAAGCUACUUCUGUAACUGAAGAACAAACGUUCACUACUGAAGCUCUCUAUACAACAGCAGAAGUAACAACAACUGAAGCCAAAACUUCAACAAGGAAGGCUAUUCCUUCAUCAGAAGGUGUUACUACAAAUGUAGUCAUAACUACAACAGCAGACGAAACAACAAGUUCCGAUCAAAGUACAGCGGCGGCUGAAGAAACUACAAGCGCCGAACAAACUACCACUGCAGGAGCUAUUACAACACCUUCUAGCAAAGCAGUAAAAGAAGCUCCAACUUCAACAAUAGAGGCCUCUUCAACAACUGAUGCUGUUAGAACAAGUGUAGAAGAGACAACUACUUCUAGAGCUUCGACAACAACUUCAGAUGAAACCAUAACGUCUAAGCCUCCGACUUCAACCGAAGAACAAACUACAACUUCUCGUGACCAAACAACGACAGCUGAAGAAACUAUAAGUGCAAAACACACAAGCACGUCUGAGACUCCUUCUACAACUGCUCAACAAUAUGCAACUGCUGAAUCUUUGUCUUCAACUGUUAGUGACACAACAAAUGAUAUUCAAACAACGACAACAAAAGCCUUUACAACGGAGGCGGUCACAACUACAUUUGAUCAAACAACCCCGAUUGAAGCUACUUCUGUAACUGAAGAACAAACUUUCACUACUGAAGCUCUCUCUACAACAGCAGAACUAACAACAACUGAAGCCAAAACUUCAACAAGGAAGGCUAUUCCUUCAUCAGAAGGUGUUACUACAAAUGUAGUCAUAACUACAACAGCAGACGAAACAACAAGUUCCGAUCAAAGAACAGCGGCGGCUGAAGAAACUACAAGCGCCGAACAAACUACCACUGUAGGAGCUAUUACAACAUCUUCUAGCAAAGCAGUAAAAGAAGCUCCAACUUCAACAAUAGAGGCCUCUUCAACAACUGAUGCUGUUAGAACAAGUGUAGAAGAGACAACUACUUCUAGAGCUUCGACAACAACUUCAGAUGAAACCAUAACGUCUAAGCCUCCGACUUCAACCGAAGAACAAACUACAACUUCUCGUGACCAAACAACGACAGCUGAAGAAACUAUAAGUGCAAAACACACAAGCACGUCUGAGACUCCUUCUACAACUGCUCCACAAUAUGCAACUGCUGAAUCUUUGUCUUCAACUGUUAGUGACACAACAAGUGAUAUUCAAACAACGACAACAAAAGCUUCUUCUACAACGGAGGCGGUCACAACUACAUUUGAUCAAACAACACCGAUUGAAGCUACUUCUGUAACUGAAGAACAAACGUUCACUACUGAAGCUCUCUCUACAACAGCAGAACUAACAACAACUGAAGCCAAAACUUCAACAAGGAAGGCUAUUCCUUCAUCAGAAGGUGUUACUACAAAUGUAGUCAUAACUACAACAGCAGACGAAACAACAAGUUCCGAUCAAAGUACAGCGGCGGCUGAAGAAACUACAAGCGCCGAACAAACUACCACUGCAGGAGCUAUUACAACACCUUCUAGCAAAGCAGUAAAAGAAGCUCCAACUUCAACAAUAGAGGCCUCUUCAACAACUGAUGCUGGUAGAACAAGUGUAGAAAAGACAACUACUUCUAGAGCUUCGACAACAACUUCAGAUGAAACCAUAACGUCUAAGCCUCCGACUUCAACCGAAGAACAAACUACAACUUCUCGUGACCAAACAACAACAGCUGAAGAAACUAUAAGUGCAAAACACACAAGCACGUCUGAGACUCCUUCUACAACUGCUCCACAAUAUGCAACUGCUGACUCUUUGUCUUCAACUGUUAGUGACACAACAAGUGAUAUUCAAACAACGACAACAAAAGCUUCUUCUACAACGGAGGCGGUCACAACUACAUUUGAUCAAACAACCCCGAUUGAAGCUACUUCUGUAACUGAAGAACAAACGUUCACUACUGAAGCUCUCUCUACAACAGCAGAACUAACAACAACUGAAGCCAAAACUUCAACAAGGAAGGCUAUUCCUUCAUCAGAAGGUGUUACUACAAAUGUAGUCAUAACUACAACAGCAGACGAAACAACAAGUUCCGAUCAAAGUACAGCGGCGGCUGAAGAAACUACAAGCGCCGAACAAACUACCACUGCAGGAGCUAUUACAACACCUUCUAGCAAAGCAGUAAAAGAAGCUCCAACUUCAACAAUAGAGUCCUCUUCAACAACUGAUGCUGUUAGAACAAGUGUAGAAGAGACAACUACUUCUAGAGCUUCGACAACAACUUCAGAUGAAACCAUAACGUCUAAGCCUCCGACUUCAACCGAAGAACAAACUACAACUUCUCGUGACCAAACAACGACAGCUGAAGAAACUAUAAGUGCAAAACUCACAAGCACGUCUGAGACUCCUUCUACAACUGCUCAACAAUAUGCAACUGCUGAAUCUUUGUCUUCAACUGUUAGUGACACAACAAGUGAUAUUCAAACAACGACAACAAAAGCUUCUUCUACAACGGAGGCGGUCACAACUACAUUUGAUCAAACAACCCCGAUUGAAGCUACUUCUGUAACUGAAGAACAAACGUUCACUACUGAAGCUCUCUAUACAACAGCAGAACUAACAACAACUGAAGCCAAAACUUCAACAAGGAAGGCUAUUCCUUCAUCAGAAGGUGUUACUACAAAUGUAGUCAUAACUACAACAGCAGACGAAACAACAAGUUCCGAUCAAAGAACAGCGGCGGCUGAAGAAACUACAGGCGCCGAACAAACUACCACUGCAGGAGCUAUUACAACACCUUCUAGCAAAGCAGUAAAAGAAGCUCCAACUUCAACAAUAGAGGCCUCUUCAACAACUGAUGCUGGUAGAACAAGUGUAGAAGAGACAACUACUUCUAGAGCUUCGACAACAACUUCAGAUGAAACCAUAACGUCUAAGCCUCCGACUUCAACCGAAGAACAAACUACAACUUCUCGUGACCAAACAACAACAGCUGAAGAAACUAUAAGUGCAAAACACACAAGCACGUCUGAGACUCCUUCUACAACUGCUCCACAAUAUGCAACUGCUGAAUUUUUGUCUUCAACUGUUAGUGACACAACAAGUGAUAUUCAAACAACGACAACAAAAGCUUCUUCUAAAACGGAGGCGGUCACAACUACAUUUGAUCAAACAACCCCGAUUGAAGCUACUUCUGUAACUGAAGAACAAACGUUCACUACUGAAGCUCUCUCUACAACAGCAGAACUAACAACAACUGAAGCCAAAACUACAACAAGGAAGGCUAUUCCUUCAUCAGAAGGUGUUACUACAAAUGUAGUCAUAACUACAACAGCAGACGAAACAACAAGUUCCGAUCAAAGUACAGCGGCGGCUGAAGAAACUACAAGCGCCGAACAAACUACCACUGCAGGAGCUAUUACAACACCUUCUAGCAAAGCAGUAAAAGAAGCUCCAACUUCAACAAUAGAGGCCUCUUCAACAACUGAUGCUGUUAGAACAAGUGUAGAAGAGACAACUACUUCUAGAGCUUCAACAACAACUUCAGAUGAAACCAUAACGUCUAAGCCUCCGACUUCAACCGAAGAACAAACUACAACUUCUCGUGACCAAACAACGACAGCUGAAGAAACUAUAAGUGCAAAACACACAAGCACGUCUGAGACUCCUUCUACAACUGCUCAACAAUAUGCAACUGCUGAAUCUUUGUCUUCAACUGUUAGUGACACAACAAGUGAAUUUCAAACAACGACAACAAAAGCCUUUACAACGGAGGCGGUCACAACUACAUUUGAUCAAACAACCCCGAUUGAAGCUACUUCUGUAACUGAAGAACAAACGUUCACUACUGAAGCUCUCUCUACAACAGCAGAACUAACAACAACUGAAGCCAAAACUUCAACAAGGAAGGCUAUUCCUUCAUCAGAAGGUGUUACUACAAAUGUAGUCAUAACUACAACAGCAGACGAAACAACAAGUUCCGAUCAAAGUACAGCGGCGGCUGAAGAAACUACAAGCGCCGAACAAACUACCACUGUAGGAGCUAUUACAACACCUUCUAGCAAAGCAGUAAAAGAAGCUCCAACUUCAACAAUAGAGGCCUCUUCAACAACUGAUGCUGUUAGAACAAGUGUAGAAGAGACAACUACUUCUAGAGCCUCGACAACAACUUCAGAUGAAACCAUAACGUCUAAGCCUCCGACUUCAACCGAAGAACAAACUACAACUUCUCGUGACCAAACAACGACAGCUGAAGAAACUAUAAGUGCAAAACACACAAGCACGUCUGAGACUCCUUCUACAACUGCUCCACAAUAUGCAACUGCUGAAUCUUUGUCUUCAACUGUUAGUGACACAACAAGUGAAUUUCAAACAACGACAACAAAAGCCUUUACAACGGAGGCGGUCACAACUACAUUUGAUCAAACAACCCCGAUUGAAACUACUUCUGUAACUGAAGAACAAACGUUCACUACUGAAGCUCUCUCUAAAACAGCAGAACUAACAACAACUGAAGCCAAAACUUCAACAAGGAAGGCUAUUCCUUCAUCAGAAGGUGUUACUACAAAUGUAGUCAUAACUACAACAGCAGACGAAACAACAAGUUCCGAUCAAAGUACAGCGGCGGCUGAAGAAACUACAAGCGCCGAACAAACUACCACUGUAGGAGCUAUUACAACACCUUCUAGCAAAGCAGUAAAAGAAGCUCCAACUUCAACAAUAGAGACCUCUUCAACAACUGAUGCUGUUAGAACAAGUGUAGAAGAGACAACUACUUCUAGAGCUUCGACAACAACUUCAGAUGAAACCAUAACGUCUAAGCCUCCGACUUCAACCGAAGAACAAAUUACAACUUCUCGUGACCAAACAACGACAGCUGAAGAAACUAUAAGUGCAAAACACACAAGCACGUCUGAGACUCCUUCUACAACUGCUCCACAAUAUGCAACUGCUGAAUCUUUGUCUUCAACUGUUAGUGACACAACAAGUGAUAUUCAAACAACGACAACAAAAGCUUCUUCUACAACGGAGGCGGUCACAACUACAUUUGAUCAAACAACCCCGAUUGAAGCUACUUCUGUAACUGAAGAACAAACGUUCACUACUGAAGCUCUCUCUACAACAGCAGAACUAACAACAACUGAAGCCAAAACUUCAACAAGGAAGGCUAUUCCUUCAUCAGAAGGUGUUACUACAAAUGUAGUCAUAACUACAGCAGCAGACGAAACAACAAGUUCCGAUCAAAGAACAGCGGCGGCUGAAGAAACUACAGGCGCCGAACAAACUACCACUGCAGGAGCUAUUACAACACCUUCUAGCAAAGCAGUAAAAGAAGCUCCAACUUCAACAAUAGAGGCCUCUUCAACAACUGAUGCUGGUAGAACAAGUGUAGAAGAGACAACUACUUCUAGAGCUUCGACAACAACUUCAGAUGAAACCAUAACGUCUAAGCCUCCGACUUCAACCGAAGAACAAACUACAACUUCUCGUGACCAAACAACAACAGCUGAAGAAACUAUAAGUGCAAAACACACAAGCACGUCUGAGACUCCUUCUACAACUGCUCCACAAUAUGCAACUGCUGAAUUUUUGUCUUCAACUGUUAGUGACACAACAAGUGAUAUUCAAACAACGACAACAAAAGCUUCUUCUAAAACGGAGGCGGUCACAACUACAUUUGAUCAAACAACCCCGAUUGAAGCUACUUCUGUAACUGAAGAACAAACGUUCACUACUGAAGCUCUCUCUACAACAGCAGAACUAACAACAACUGAAGCCAAAACUACAACAAGGAAGGCUAUUCCUUCAUUAGAAGGUGUUACUACAAAUGUAGUCAUAACUACAACAGCAGACGAAACAACAAGUUCCGAUCAAAGUACAGCGGCGGCUGAAGAAACUACAAGCGCCGAACAAACUACCACUGCAGGAGCUAUUACAACACCUUCUAGCAAAGCAGUAAAAGAAGCUCCAACUUCAACAAUAGAGGCCUCUUCAACAACUGAUGCUGUUAGAAGAAGUGUAGAAGAGACAACUACUUCUAGAGCUUCAACAACAACUUCAGAUGAAACCAUAACGUCUAAGCCUCCGACUUCAACCGAAGAACAAACUACAACUUCUCGUGACCAAACAACGACAGCUGAAGAAACUAUAAGUGCAAAACACACAAGCACGUCUGAGACUCCUUCUACAACUGCUCAACAAUAUGCAACUGCUGAAUCUUUGUCUUCAACUGUUAGUGACACAACAAGUGAAUUUCAAACAACGACAACAAAAGCCUUUACAACGGAGGCGGUCACAACUACAUUUGAUCAAACAACCCCGAUUGAAGCUACUUCUGUAACUGAAGAACAAACGUUCACUACUGAAGCUCUCUCUACAACAGCAGAACUAACAACAACUGAAGCCAAAACUUCAACAAGGAAGGCUAUUCCUUCAUCAGAAGGUGUUACUACAAAUGUAGUCAUAACUACAACAGCAGACGAAACAACAAGUUCCGAUCAAAGUACAGCGGCGGCUGAAGAAACUACAAGCGCCGAACAAACUACCACUGUAGGAGCUAUUACAACACCUUCUAGCAAAGCAGUAAAAGAAGCUCCAACUUCAACAAUAGAGGCCUCUUCAACAACUGAUGCUGGUAGAACAAGUGUAGAAGAGACAACUACUUCUAGAGCUUCGACAACAACUUCAGAUGAAACCAUAACGUCUAAGCCUCCGACUUCAACCGAAGAACAAACUACAACUUCUCGUGACCAAACAACAACAGCUGAAGAAACUAUAAGUGCAAAACACACAAGCACGUCUGAGACUCCUUCUACAACUGCUCCACAAUAUGCAACUGCUGAAUUUUUGUCUUCAACUGUUAGUGACACAACAAGUGAUAUUCAAACAACGACAACAAAAGCUUCUUCUAAAACGGAGGCGGUCACAACUACAUUUGAUCAAACAACCCCGAUUGAAGCUACUUCUGUAACUGAAGAACAAACGUUCACUACUGAAGCUCUCUCUACAACAGCAGAACUAACAACAACUGAAGCCAAAACUACAACAAGGAAGGCUAUUCCUUCAUCAGAAGGUGUUACUACAAAUGUAGUCAUAACUACAACAGCAGACGAAACAACAAGUUCCGAUCAAAGUACAGCGGCGGCUGAAGAAACUACAAGCGCCGAACAAACUACCACUGUAGGAGCUAUUACAACACCUUCUAGCAAAGCAGUAAAAGAAGCUCCAACUUCAACAAUAGAGGCCUCUUCAACAACUGAUGCUGUUAGAACAAGUGUAGAAGAGACAACUACUUCUAGAGCCUCGACAACAACUUCAGAUGAAACCAUAACGUCUAAGCCUCCGACUUCAACCGAAGAACAAACUACAACUUCUCGUGACCAAACAACGACAGCUGAAGAAACUAUAAGUGCAAAACACACAAGCACGUCUGAGACUCCUUCUACAACUGCUCCACAAUAUGCAACUGCUGAAUCUUUGUCUUCAACUGUUAGUGACACAACAAGUGAAUUUCAAACAACGACAACAAAAGCCUUUACAACGGAGGCGGUCACAACUACAUUUGAUCAAACAGCCCCGAUUGAAGCUACUUCUGUAACUGAAGAACAAACGUUCACUACUGAAGCUCUCUCUACAACAGCAGAACUAACAACAACUGAAGCCAAAACUUCAACAAGGAAGGCUAUUCCUUCAUCAGAAGGUGUUACUACAAAUGUAGUCAUAACUACAACAGCAGACGAAACAACAAGUCCCGAUCAAAGUACAGCGGCGGCUGAAGAAACUACAAGCGCCGAACAAACUACCACUGUAGGAGCUAUUACAACACCUUCUAGCAAAGCAGUAAAAGAAGCUCCAACUUCAACAAUAGAGACCUCUUCAACAACUGAUGCUGUUAGAACAAGUGUAGAAGAGACAACUACUUCUAGAGCUUCGACAACAACUUCAGAUGAAACCAUAACGUCUAAGCCUCCGACUUCAACCGAAGAACAAACUACAACUUCUCGUGACCAAACAACGACAGCUGAAGAAACUAUAAGUGCAAAACACACAAGCACGUCUGAGACUCCUUCUACAACUGCUCCACAAUAUGCAACUGCUGAAUCUUUGUCUUCAACUGUUAGUGACACAACAAGUGAUAUUCAAACAACGACAACAAAAGCUUCUUCUACAACGGAGGCGGUCACAACUACAUUUGAUCAAACAACCCCGAUUGAAGCUACUUCUGUAACUGAAGAACAAACGUUCACUACUGAAGCUCUCUCUACAACAGCAGAACUAACAACAACUGAAGCCAAAACUUCAACAAGGAAGGCUAUUCCUUCAUCAGAAGGUGUUACUACAAAUGUAGUCAUAACUACAGCAGCAGACGAAACAACAAGUUCCGAUCAAAGUACAGCGGCGGCUGAAGAAACUACAAGCGCCGAACAAACUACCACUGCAGGAGCUAUUACAACACCUUCUAGCAAAGCAGUAAAAGAAGCUCCAACUUCAACAAUAGAGGCCUCUUCAACAACUGAUGCUGGUAGAACAAGUGUAGAAGAGACAACUACUUCUAGAGCUUCGACAACAACUUCAGAUGAAACCAUAACGUCUAAGCCUCCGACUUCAACCGAAGAAGAAACUACAACUUCUCGUGACCAAACAACGACAGCUGAAGAAACUAUAAGUGCAAAACACACAAGCACGUCUGAGACUCCUUCUACAACUGCUCAACAAUAUGCAACUGCUGAAUCUUUGUCUUCAACUGUUAGUGACACAACAAGUGAUAUUCAAACAACGACAACAAAAGCUUCUUCUACAACGGAGGCGGUCACAACUACAUUUGAUCAAACAACCCCGAUCGAAGCUACUUCUGUAACUGAAGAACAAACGUUCACUACUGAAGCUCUCUCUACAACAGCAGAACUAACAACAACUGAAGCCAAAACUUCAACAAGGAAGGCUAUUCCUUCAUCAGAAGGUGUUACUACAAAUGUAGUCAUAACUACAACAGCAGACGAAACAACAAGUUCCGAUCAAAGUACAGCGGCGGCUGAAGAAACUACAAGCGCCGAACAAACUACCACUGCAGGAGCUAUUACAACACCUUCUAGCAAAGCAGUAAAAGAAGCUCCAACUUCAACAAUAGAGGCCUCUUCAACAACUGAUGCUGUUAGAACAAGUGUAGAACAGACAACUACUUCUAGAGCUUCGACAACAACUUCAGAUGAAACCAUAACGUCUAAGCCUCCGACUUCAACCGAAGAAGAAACUACAACUUCUCGUGACCAAACAACGACAGCUGAAGAAACUAUAAGUGCAAAACACACAAGCACGGCUGAGACUCCUUCUACAACUGCUCAACAAUAUGCAACUGCUGAAUCUUUGUCUUCAACUGUUAGUGACACAACAAGUGAUAUUCAAACAACGACAACAAAAGCUUCUUCUACAACGGAGGCGGUCACAACUACAUUUGAUCAAACAACCCCGAUUGAAGCUACUUCUGUAACUGAAGAACAAACGUUCACUACUGAAGCUCUCUCUACAACAGCAGAACUAACAACAACUGCAGCUAAAACUUCAACAAGGAAGGCUAUUCCUUCAUCAGAAGGUGUUACUACAAAUGUAGUCAUAACUACAACAGCAGACGAAACAACAAGUUCCGAUCAAAGUACAGCGGCGGCUGAAGAAACUACAAGCGCCGAACAAACUACCACUGCAGGAGCUAUUACAACACCUUCUAGCAAAGCAGUAAAAGAAGCUCCAACUUCAACAAUAGAGUCCUCUUCAACAACUGAUGCUGUUAGAACAAGUGUAGAAGAGACAACUACUUCUAGAGCUUCGACAACAACUUCAGAUGAAACCAUAACGUCUAAGCCUCCGACUUCAACCGAAGAACAAACUACAACUUCUCGUGACCAAACAACGACAGCUGAAGAAACUAUAAGUGCAAAACACACAAGCACGUCUGAGACUCCUUCUACAACUGCUCAACAAUAUGCAACUGCUGUAUCUUUGUCUUCAACUGUUAGUGACACAACAAGUGAUAUUCAAACAACGACAACAAAAGCUUCUUCUACAACGGAGGCGGUCACAACUACAUUUGAUCAAACAACCCCGAUUGAAGCUACUUCUGUAACUGAAGAACAAACGUUCACUACUGAAGCUCUCUCUACAACAGCAGAACUAACAACAACUGAAGCCAAAACUUCAACAAGGAAGGCUAUUCCUUCAUCAGAAGGUGUUACUACAAAUGUAGUCAUAACUACAACAGCAGGCAAAACAACAAGUUCUGAUCAAAGUACAGCGGCGACUGAAGAAACUACAAGCGCCGAACAAACUACCACUGCAGGAGCUAUUACAACAUCUUCUAGCAAAGCAGUAAAAGAGGCUCCAACUUCAACAAUAGAGGCCUCUUCAACAACUGAUGCUGUUAGAACAAGUGUAGAAGAGGCAACUACUUCUAGAGCUUCGACAACAACUUCAGAUGAAACCAUAACGUCUAAGCCUCCGACUUCAACCGAAGAACAAACUACAACUUCUCGUGUCCAAACAACGACAGCUGAAGAAACUACAAGUGCAAAACACACAAGCACGUCUGAGACUCCUUCUACAACUGCUCAACAAUAUGCAACUGCUGAAUCUUUGUCUUCAACUGUUAGUGACACAACAAGUGAUAUUCAAACAACGACAACAAAAGCUUCUUCUACAACGGAGGCGGUCACAACUACAUUUGAUCAAACAACCCCGAUUGAAGCUACUUCUGUAACUGAAGAACAAACGUUCACUACUGAAGCUCUCUCUACAACAGCAGAACUAAUAACAACUGAAGCCAAAACUUCAACAAGGAAGGCUAUUCCUUCAUCAGAAGGUGUUACUACAAAUGUAGUCAUAACUACAACAGCAGACGAAACAACAAGUUCCGAUCAAAGCACAGCGGCGGCUGAAGAAACUACAAGCGCCGAAAAAACUACCACUGCAGGAGCUAUUACAACACCUUCUAGCAAAGCAGUAAAAGAAGCUCCAACUUCAACAAUAGAGGCCUCUUCAAUAACUGAUGCUGUUAGAACAAGUAUAGAAGAAACAACUACUUCUAGAGCUUCGACAACAACUUCAGAUGAAACCAUAACGUCUAAGCCUCCGACUUCAACCGAAGAACAAACUACAACUUCUCGUGACCAAACAACGACAGCUGAAGAAACUAUAAGUGCAAAACACACUAGCACGUCUGAGACUCCUUCUACAACUGCUCAACAAUAUGCAACUGCUGAAUCUUUGUCUUCAACUGUUAGUGACACAACAAGUGAUAUUCAAACAACGACAACAAAAGCUUCUUCUACAACGGAGGCGGUCACAACUACAUUUGAUCAAACAACCCCGAUUGACGCUACUUCUGUAACUGAAGAACAAACGUUCACUACUGAAGCUCUCUCUACAACAGCAGAACUAAUAACAACUGAAGCCAAAACUUCAACAAGGAAGGCUAUUCCUUCAUCAGAAGGUGUUACUACAAAUGUAGUCAUAACUACAACAGCAGACGAAACAACAAGUUCCGAUCAAAGUACAGCGGCGGCUGAAGAAACUACAAGCGCCGAACAAACUACUACUGCAGGAGCUAUUACAACACCUUCUAGCAAAGCAGUAAAAGAAGCUCCAACUUCAACAAUAGAGGCCUCUUUAACAACUGAUGCUGUUAGAACAAGUGUAGAAGAGACAACUACUUCUAGAGCUUCGACAACAACUUCAGAUGAAACCAUAACGUCUAAGCCUCCGACUUCAACCGAAGAACAAACUACAACUUCUCGUGACCAAACAACGACAGCUGAAGAAACUAUAAGUGCAAAACACACAAGCACGUCUGAGACUCCUUCUACAACUGCUCAACAAUAUGCAACUGCUGAUUCUUUGUCUUCAACUGUUAGUGACACAACAAGUGAUAUUCAAACAACGACAACAAAAGCUUCUUCUACAACGGAGGCGGUCACAACUACAUUUGAUCAAACAACCCCGAUUGAAGCUACUUCUGUAACUAAAGAACAAACGUUCACUACUGAAGCUCUCUCUACAACAGCAGAACUAAUAACAACUGAAGCCAAAACUUCAGCAAGGAAGGCUAUUCCUUCAUCAGAAGGUGUUACUACAAAUGUAGUCAUAACUACAACAGCAGACGAAACAACAAGUUCCGAUCAAAGCACAGCGGCGGCUGAAGAAACUACAAGCGCCGAAAAAACUACCACUGCAGGAGCUAUUACAACACCUUCUAGCAAAGCAGUAAAAGAAGCUCCAACUUCAACAAUAGAGGCCUCUUCAAUAACUGAUGCUGUUAGAACAAGUAUAGAAGAAACAACUACUUCUAGAGCUUCGACAACAACUUCAGAUGAAACCAUAACGUCUAAGCCUCCGACUUCAACCGAAGAACAAACUACAACUUCUCGUGACCAAACAACGACAGCUGAAGAAACUAUAAGUGCAAAACACACUAGCACGUCUGAGACUCCUUCUACAACUGCUCAACAAUAUGCAACUGCUGAAUCUUUGUCUUCAACUGUUAGUGACACAAUAAGUGAUAUUCAAACAACGACAACAAAAGCUUCUUCUACAACGGAGGCGGUCACAACUACAUUUGAUCAAACAACCCCGAUUGACGCUACUUCUGUAACUGAAGAACAAACGUUCACUACUGAAGCUCUCUCUACAACAGCAGAACUAAUAACAACUGAAGCCAAAACUUCAACAAGGAAGGCUAUUCCUUCAUCAGAAGGUGUUACUACAAAUGUAGUCAUAACUACAACAGCAGACGAAACAACAAGUUCCGAUCAAAGUACAGCGGCGGCUGAAGAAACUACAAGCGCCGAACAAACUACCACUGCAGGAGCUAUUACAACACCUUCUAGCAAAGCAGUAAAAGAAGCUCCAACUUCAACAAUAGAGGCCUCUUUAACAACUGAUGCUGUUAGAACAAGUGUAGAAGAGACAACUACUUCUAGAGCUUCGACAACAACUUCAGAUGAAACCAUAACGUCUAAGCCUCCGACUUCAACCGAAGAACAAACUACAACUUCUCGUGACCAAACAACGACAGCUGAAGAAACUAUAAGUGCAAAACACACAAGCACGUCUGAGACUCCUUCUACAACUGCUCAACAAUAUGCAACUGCUGAAUCUUUGUCUUCAACUGUUAGUGACACAACAAGUGAUAUUCAAACAACGACAACAAAAGCUUCUUCUACACCGGAGGCGGUCACAACUACAUUUGAUCAAACAACCCCGAUUGAAGCUACUUCUGUAACUAAAGAACAAACGUUCACUACUGAAGCUCUCUCUACAACAGCAGAACUAAUAACAACUGAAGCCAAAACUUCAGCAAGGAAGGCUAUUCCUUCAUCAGAAGGUGUUACUACAAAUGUAGUCAUAACUACAACAGCAGACGAAACAACAAGUUCCGAUCAAAGUACAGCGGCGGCUGAAGAAACUACAAGCGCCGAACAAACUACCACUGCAGGAGCUAUUACAACACCUUUUAGCAAAGCAGUAAAAGAAGCUCCAACUUCAACAAUAGAGGCCUCUUCAACAACUGAUGCUGUUAGAACAAGUGUAGAAGAGACAACUACUUCUAGAGCUUCGACAAUAACUUCAGAUGAAACCAUAACGUCUAAGCCUCCGACUUCAACCGAAGAACAAACUACAACUUCUCGUGACCAAACAACGACAGCUGAAGAAACUAUAAGUGCAAAACACACUAGCACUUCUGAGACUCCCACUACAACUGCUCAACAAUAUUCAACUGCUGAAUCUUUGACCACAACUGUUAGUGACACAACAAGCGAUAUUCAAACAACGACAACAAAAGCUUCUUCUACAAUGGAGGCGGUCACAAUUACAUUUGAUCAAACAACCCCGAUUGAAGCUACUUCUGUAACUGAAGAACAAACGUUCACUACUGAAGCUCUCUCUACAACAGCAGAACUAACAACAACUGAAGCCAAAACUUCAACAAGGAAGGCUAUUCCUUCAUCAGAAGGUGUUACUACAAAUGUAGUCAUACCUACAACAGCAGACGAAACAACAAGUUCCGAUCAAAGUACAGCGGCGGCUGAAGAAACUACAAGCGCCGAACAAACUACCACUGCAGGAGCUAUUACAACACCUUCUAGCGAAGCAGUAAAAGAAGCUCCAACUUCAACAAAAGAGGCCUCUUCAACAACUGAUGCUGUUAGAACAAGUGUAGAAGAGACAACUACUUCUAGAGCUUCGACAACAACUUCAGAUGAAACCAUAACGUCUAAGCCUCCGACUUCAACCGAAGAACAAACUACAACUUCUCGUGACCAAACAACGACAGCUGAAGAAAAUAUAAGUGCAAAACACACUAGCACUUCUGAGACUCCCACUACAACUGCUCAACAAUAUUCAACUGGUGAAUCUUUGACCACAACUGUUAGUGACACAACAAGUGAUAUUCAAACAAAGACAACAAAAGCUUCUUCUACAACGGAGGCGGUCACAACUACAUUUGAUCAAACAACCCCGAUUGAAGCUACUUCUGUAACUGAAGAACAAACGUUCACUACUGAAGCUCUCUCUUCAACAGCAGAACUAACAACAACUGAAGCCAAAAUUUCAACAAGGAAGGCUAUUCCUUCAUCAGAAGGUGUUACUACAAAUGUAGUCAUAACUACAACAGCAGACGAAACAACAAGUUCCGAUCAAAGUUCAGGGGCGGCUGAAGAAACUACAAGCGCUGAACAAACUACCACUGAAGGAGCUAUUACAACACCUUCUAGCAAAGCAGUAAAAGAAGCUAAAACUUCAACAAUAGAGGCCUCUUCAACAACUGAUGCUGUUAGAACAAGUGUAGAAGAGACAACUACUUCUAGAGCUUCGACAACAACUUCUGAUGAAACCAUAACGUCUAAGCCUUCGACUUCAACCGAAGAACAAACUACAACUUCUCGUGUCCAAACAACGACAGCUGAAGAAACUAUAAGUGCAAAACACACAAGCACGUCUGAGACUCCUUCUACAACUGCUCAACAAUAUGCAACUGCUGAUUAUUUGUCUUCAACUGUUAGUGACACAACAAGUGAUAUUCAAACAACGACAACAGAAGUUUCUUCUACAACGGAGGCGGUCACAAUUACAUUUGAUCAAACAACCCCGAUUGAAGCUACUUCUGUAACUGAAGAACAAACGUUCACUACUGAAGCUCUCUCUACAACAGCAGAACUAACAACAACUGAAGCCGAAACUUCAACAAGGAAGGCUAUUCCUUCAUCAGAAAGUGUUACUAAAAAUGUAGUCAUUACUACAACAGCAGACGAAACAACAAGUUCCGAUCAAAGUACAGCGGCGGCUGAAGAAACUACAAGCGCCGAACAAACUACCACCGCAGGAGCUAUUACUAAACCUUCUAGCAAAGCAGUAAAAGAAGCUCCAACUUCAACAAUAGAGGCCUCUUCAACAACUGAUGCUGUUAGAACAAGUGUAGAAGAGACAACUACUUCUAGAGCUUCGACAACAACUUCAGAUGAAACCAUAACGUCUAAGCCUCCGACUUCAACCGAAGAACAAACUACAACUUCUCGUGACCAAACAACGACAGCUGAAAAAAAUAUAAGUGCAAAACACACUAGCACUUCUGAGACUCCCACUACAACUGCUCAACAAUAUUCAACUGGUGAAUCUUUGACCACAACUGUUAGUGACACAACAAGUGAUAUUCAAACUAAGACAACAAAAGCUUCUUCUACAACGGAGGCGGUCACAACUGCAUUUGAUCAAACAACCCCGAUUGAAGCUACUUCUGUAACUGAAGAACAAACGUUCACUACUGAAGCUCGCUCUACAACAGCAGAACUAACAACAACUGAAGCCAAAACUUCAACAAGGAAGGCUAUUCCUUCAUCAGAAGGUGUUACUACAAAUGUAGUCAUAACUACAACAGCAGAAGAAACAACAAGUUCCGAUCAAUGUACAGGGGCGGAUGAAGAAACUACAAGCGUUGAACAAACUACCACUGCAGGAGCUAUUACAACACCUUCUAGCAAAGCAGUAAAAGAAGCUCAAACUUCAACAAUAGAUGCCUCUUCAACAACUGAUGCUGUAAGUACAAGUGUAGAAGAGACAACUACUUCUAGAGCUUCGACAACAACUUCUGAUGAAACUAUAACGUCUAAGCCUUCGACUUCAACCGAAGAACAAACUACAACUGCUCGUGUCCAAACAACGACAGCUGAAGAAACUAUAAGUGCAAAACACACAAGCAUGUCUGAGACUCCUUCUACAACUGAUCAACAAUAUGCAACUGCUGAUUCUUUGUCUUCAACUGUAAGUGACACAACAAGUGAUAUUCAAACAACGACAACACAAGUUUCUUCUACAACGGAGGCGGUCACAAUUACAUUUGAUCAAACAACCCCGAUUGAAGCUACUUCUGUAACUGAAGAACAAACGUUCACUACUGAAGCUCGCUCUACAACAGCAGAACUAACAACAACUGAAGCCAAAACUUCAACAAGGAAGGCUAUUCCUUCAUCAGAAGGUGUUACUACAAAUGUAGUCAUAACUACAACAGCAGAAGAAACAACAAGUUCCGAUCAAAGUACAGCGGCGGCUGAAGAAACUACAAGCGCCGAACAAACUACCAAUGCAGGAGCUAUUACAACACCUUCUAGCAAAGCAGUAAAAGAAGCUCCAACUUCAACAAAAGAGGCCUCUCCAACAACUGAUGCUGUUAGAACAAGUGUAGAAGAGACAACUACUUCUAGAGCUUCGACAACAACUUCAGAUGAAACCAUAACGUCUAAGCCUCCGACUUCAACUGAAAAACAAACUACAACUUCUCGUGACCAAACAACGACAGCUGAAGAAACUAUAAGUGCAAAACACACUAGCACGUCUGAGACUCCCACUACAACUGCUCAACAAUAUUUGACUGCUGAAUCUUUGACCACACCUUUUAGUGACACAACAAGUGAUAUUCAAACAACGACAACAAAAGCUUCUUCUACAACGGAGGCGGUCACAACUACAUUUGAUCAAACAACCCCGAUUGAAGCUACUUCGGUAACUGAAGAACAAACGUUCACUACUGAAGCUCUCUCUACAACAGCAGAACUUACAUCAACUGAAGCCAAAACUUCAACAAGGAAGAACAUUCCUUCAUCAGAAGGUGUUACUAUAAAUGUAGUCAUAACUACAACAGCAGACGAAACAACAAGUUCCGAUCAAAGUACAGCGGCGGCUGAAGAAACUACAAGCGCCGAACAAACUACCACUGCAGGAGCUAUUACAACACCUUCUAGCAAAGCAGUAAAAGAGGCUCCAACUUCAACAAUAGAGGCCUCUUCAACAACUGAUGCUGUUAGAACAAGUGUAGAAGAGACAACUACUUCUAGAGCUUCGACAACAACUUCAGAUGAAACCAUAACGUCUAAGACUCCUACUUCAACCGAAGAACAAACUACAACUUCUCGUGACCAAACAACGACAGCUGAAGAAACUGUAAGUGCAAAACACACUAGCACUUCUGAGACUCCCACUACAACUGCUCAACAAUAUGCAACUGCUGAUUCUUUGUCUUCAACUGUUAGUGACACAACAAGUGAUAUUCAAACAACGACAACAAAAGCUUCUUCUACAACGGAGGCGGUCACAACUACAUUUGAUCAAACAACCCCGAUUGAAGCUACUUCUGUAACUGAAGAACAAACGUUCACUACUGAAGCUCUCUCUACAACAGCAGAACUAACAACAACUGAAGCCAAAACUUCAACAAGGAAGGCUAUUCCUUCAUCAGAAGGUGUUACUACAAAUGUAGUCAUAACUACAACAGCAGACGAAACAACAAGUUCCGAUCAAAGUACAGCGGCGGCUGAAGAAACUACAAGCGCCGAACAAACUACCACUUCAGGAGCUAUACCAACACCUUCUAGCAAAGCAGUAAAAGAAGCUCCAACUUCAACAAUAGAGGCCUCUUCAACAACUAAUGAUGUUAGUACAAGUGUAAAAGAGACAACUACUUCUAGAGCUUCGACAACAACUUCAGAUGAAACCAUAACGUCUAAGCCUCCGACUUCAACUGAAGAACAAACUACAACUUAUCGUGACCAAACAACGACAGCUGAAGAAACUAUAAGUGCAAAACACACUAGCACUUCUGAGACUCCCACUACAACUGCUCAACAAUAUUUGACUGCUGAAUUUUUGUCUACAACUGUUAGUGACACAACAAGUGAUAGUCAAACGACGACGACAGAGGCUUCUUCUACAAUUCAAGUUAUUACUACUCCUACUACGGAACACACGACAGAUAACCAUCAAAGAACUACAACCACUUAUAUAAUUCCUAUUUUAACAUCUAAACCAAUGACUGUUUCUGAAGGUACAUCUUCACCUGCUAGAGAAACAAUAGCAGAUCUUCAAACGACGACCUCAGAGAAAAUGUCUAUAAUACAAGCAGUAACAUCAUCAUUAACUGAAUAUUCUACUCAAACUGCAAAACAAACGUCAAGCGUUGAAGCAAUAACUUCUGCAACAGUAGACCACACGACUACCAAUGAUUUGCAAAGAACAACUUUCGAACAAAUUGCAAGCACGGAACUCCAAUCUACAACAGCAACUUUGACUCUUACCACCACUGCAUCACAAACUAACGCUUCUGAAACCCUGUCUAUAGAUUCUGCAUAG